AUGAAUUGCUUCAGAACAUUAAACAAUACCUUCCUUAGGUUAAGACCUGCUUGUAUACAGUCUUUUCCUCACCACCAGUAUCGGGUUUUCAGCAAAAUGUCGACAGAGGUGAAAUUUGCUUCUAAGUUCUUAGAUAUUCCCGUUCAGGAUAAUGAACAAGCACCUGUAAAUGCUUUAUUUAAAGCUGCAUCUGAGAAAAAGCCAGAGUUGUUAGGAUCUAGCGAUUUUGAAAAAGCCCAAAUUUUCGAAUGGACAACCAAGGCUUUUUCAUCUGCCAACUCUCAAGAAAUUUUGGAGACGCUUAAUGAAUCCUUAAAAAACACUACUUUUAUUGCUCAAGAUGCUGGUAUUACACUUGCUGACCUUACCAUGUAUGUCCGUCUUCAUUCCGUUAUUUCUGGUCUAUCUGCCAAGGAGGGUUACAAGUUAAAUAGCGUUGCCCGUUGGUUUGACUUUAUUCAACAUCAAGAGGAUGUUAUGGAAACUGCCAAGAGUAUCGGUUUGGAGCUGGUUGCUGUGGAUUUGAAUGCCCCCAAAAUUCAACGUCCUACUGUCACUAAGAAGGACAAGAAGGAGGGCAAGAGCGAAGAAAAGCAGAAUGGAAAGGGAGAAAAGGCAGCUCAAAAGCCUUCUGGUGCUGAGAUCGAGGCUGCUAAAAAGGAAAAGCAAAAGAAGAAGGAGAAGAGCGAUAAGAAAGAAAAGAAGGAUAAGCCUCCUAAGGAAGCUCCCAAGGUUGAGGCUCCUGUUCCUUCUAUGAUUGAUCUUCGUGUUGGUUUCAUUGAAAAGGCCGUCAGACAUCCCAAUGCUGAUAGUUUGUACGUUUCCACAAUCCAUUGUGGUGAUGCCGAGGGACCCCGUACUGUUUGUAGUGGUUUGGUUAAGUAUAUUCCUUUGGAACAGAUGCAACAGCGUAAGGUUGUUGUAGUUGCCAAUUUAAAGCCCGUCAAUAUGCGCAGUGUUAAGUCCCAAGCUAUGGUUCUUUGUGCUUCUUCACCUGACCAUUCUGUUGUUGAGUUUGUGCUCCCACCUGAAGGUGCUGAGGCUGGUGACCGUCUUGCUUUUGAAGGCUUUGACAACACUGAACCUGAAUCUCAAUUGAAUCCCAAGCGUAAAGUUUGGGAAACUAUUCAGCCUGGCUUUUCCAGCGGUGAAGAUCUACUCUGCGGAUUCAAGAACGACCAAGGACUUCAUAAGUUAUUCGUCAAGGAUAAAAAGGAGCUUGGUUUCUGUAAGGCGCAAACUGUCGUCAACGGUACUUUGAGUUAA
Schizosaccharomyces osmophilus is the source of this 1266-nucleotide messenger RNA. It is a transcript of the gene asc1, whose product is annotated as cofactor for cytoplasmic methionyl-and glutamyl-tRNA synthetases Asc1. Gene Ontology annotation, molecular function: tRNA binding. The record is from RefSeq and is a predicted model, not a curated record. The transcript has a single exon. Gene Ontology annotation, cellular component: methionyl glutamyl tRNA synthetase complex. The coding region runs from base 1 to 1266 and encodes 421 amino acids. Lineage: Eukaryota; Fungi; Ascomycota; Schizosaccharomycetes; Schizosaccharomycetales; Schizosaccharomycetaceae.